Molecule: messenger RNA, 1254 nt
Organism: Morone saxatilis (striped sea-bass)
Lineage: Eukaryota; Metazoa; Chordata; Actinopteri; Moronidae
Product: putative gonadotropin-releasing hormone II receptor
Exons: 3
Coding region: 7-1254 (415 amino acids)
Biological process (GO): G protein-coupled receptor signaling pathway
Cellular component (GO): membrane
Molecular function (GO): peptide binding; gonadotropin-releasing hormone receptor activity
Source: RefSeq, a predicted model, not a curated record
CAGAAAAUGAAUGCCUCCUCCUGCUGUGAUCCUCCAGUCAUCAUGUAUCAGCAGAGUUCAGGAUUUGACCUUAAUGCCAGCUGUGACUGGCUGGCUCCUCACUGUAACUGGACUUCAGUGGACAGAGCGCCACAGCUGCCUACCUUUUCUACAGCAGCCAAAGUCAGAGUGAUCAUCACCUUCAUCCUGUGUGGCAUUUCCACUCUCUGCAAUUUGGCUGUGCUGUGGGCAGCCAGCGGCCACAAACGCAAAUCCCAUGUCCGUGUGCUGAUAAUUAACUUGACUGCAGCCGAUCUCUUGGUUACCUUCAUCGUGAUGCCCGUGGACGCAGUGUGGAACAUCACAGUGCAGUGGCUGGCCGGCGACCUGGCCUGCAGAUUCCUGAUGUUCCUCAAGCUACAGGCCAUGUACUCCUGUGCAUUUGUAACAGUGGUGAUUAGUCUGGACAGACAGUCGGCUAUCCUCAACCCUCUGGCCAUCAGCAUGGCCCCAAAAAGGAGCAGGGUCAUGCUGAUGGUGGCGUGGACUAUGAGCACCUUGUUCUCAAUCCCUCAGAUGUUCAUUUUCCAUAAUGUGUCCAUCACUUAUCCAGCAAACUUUACUCAGUGCACCACUAGAGGGAGCUUUGUCACUCACUGGCAGGAAACCGCUUACAACAUGUUCACCUUCUCCUGCCUCUUCCUGCUGCCGCUGGUCAUAAUGAUUGUCUGCUACACCAGAAUCUUCAUCCAGAUCUCCAAACGGAUGACAAAAAAGACCCUGUCUUCCAAUGAGCUACAUCUCCGUUGCUCAAAGAACAACAUCCCCAAAGCAAGAAUGAGAACUCUGAAAAUGAGUAUCGUGAUCGUGAUCUGCUUCAUAGUCUGCUGGACUCCGUACUACCUGUUGGGUUUGUGGUACUGGUUCUUCCCAGAUGACCUGGAGGGGAAAGUCUCUCACUCCCUCACCCACAUCCUGUUCAUCUUUGGGCUUUUCAACGCCUGCCUCGACCCCAUCAUCUACGGCCUGUUCACCAUACGCUUCCGCAAGGGGCUGAGGAUCUGCUACCGUAAAGCCACAGUGAAGUCGGACCUGGAAACUAACACGGUGAUAACAGAGCCUUUGAAAUGUACUCCCACUGCUUUGCCCUCUAAAAGAGGGAUGACCACUGUUGAAAAGGACACCGACUGUGGACAUACUGAGCCAAAAUCCUCUGACAACAGUGGAGGAGAAGGAGGACAAACUUGCCAUUCCAGCACUGAGAGCACAAUGUGA